Molecule: messenger RNA, 407 nt
Organism: Blepharisma stoltei
Lineage: Eukaryota; Ciliophora; Heterotrichea; Heterotrichida; Blepharismidae
Source: the annotation of a GenBank genome assembly
AUGCUGUCAUGAGCAGUAUCAAAUUUCAUUUUGGGAAAGCCUCAACCCAAACCUGACAAGGUGUUACCCUUAUUUUCAUUUCUAGAAAGAGUCAUCUUGGUGAUUCAUGAUGUAGACGCUCUUACAGAUGCAACCUGGGGAUGUUCCUGUCUUACAGAUAUAGAUGGAAGUUUACCAAUUUUCCAAAAUGAAUUACUCCUUCCCUAAACUCGCUAACUUUUGGCUACAUCAUUAUAAUUCCUUAUUUCAUUAAAAAAUAGUAAAAUCAAUUAUAUAAAUCACUCUAUAUAUCUCUGAAUAGUACAUUUUUAGAAAAAAUAAUUCAGCAGCUCUCCAGUUAUAAUGCUUCUUUACAAAUUUCUUCCCUCCAGACACUUGGCAGUAUUUCAUCAGACUUGGAUUUUUAG